Orycteropus afer afer is the source of this 1858-nucleotide messenger RNA. Lineage: Eukaryota; Metazoa; Chordata; Mammalia; Tubulidentata; Orycteropodidae. The record is from RefSeq and is a predicted model, not a curated record.
UUCUCAGGACUCUACCCUUUCCGAGGAAGAAGAGGAUAUGACCAGAUCUUUUGAAACAGUGACAUUUAAGGAUGUGGCUGUGGACUUCACCCAGGAAGAGUGGCAGCAAAUGAAACCUGCUCAGAGGAACUUGUACCGGGAUGUAAUGCUGGAGAACUAUAGUAACCUAGUCACAGUGGGUUGUCAAGUCACCAAACCAGAUGUGAUCUUCAAGUUGGAGCAGGAAGAGGAACCAUGGGUGGUAGAGGAAGAAAUAUUUGGGAGACAUUUUCCAGAAGUUUUGGAAGUUGGUGAGCAGAUCAAGAAGCAACAGGAAACAAUUUUGAGGAAAAUCACAUCCAUCUCCAAGAAAACUGCAAUUAAGGAAAAAGUCAGUGAAUACAAAAAAGUUGAAAAAAUAAUUCCUCUGAGCUCAGACAUUGCUACUUCAAGACAAAGCUUCUAUGAAAAAGAACGUUUUGAUAAGGAUUUGGAACAUAAUUUAAACUUACUUAAUUUUAAGAAAGGCUGUGUAAGAAAGGAAAAUUAUGACUGUAAUGAGUAUGGAAAACCAUUUUACCAUUUCUCAUCUCAUGUUGUAACUCCUUUUAAGUGUAACCAGUGUAGACAAGAAUUUAAUCAUAAAUUUGACCUCAUCAUACAUGAAAGAAUUCAUGCUGGAGAGAAGCCCUAUGAUUGUAAGGAAUGUGGAAAAGCCUUCAGCAGGAGGGAAAAUCUUAUUACACAUCAAAAAAUUCAUACUGGAGAAAAACCUUAUAAGUGUAAUGAAUGUGGAAAGGCAUUCAUUCAGAUGUCAAACCUUAUUAGACACCAGAGAAUUCAUACUGGGGAAAAACCAUAUGCAUGUAAGGAUUGUUGGAAAGCCUUUAGUCAGAAAUCAAAUCUCAUUGAGCAUAAGAGAAUUCAUACUGGAGAAAAGCCCUAUGAUUGCAAGGAAUGUGGGAAAUCCUUCAGCCAGAAGCAAAACCUUAUUGAACAUGAGAAAAUUCAUACUGGGGAGAAACCUUAUGCAUGUAAUGAAUGUGGUAGAGCUUUUUCUCGAAUGUCAUCUGUUACUCUGCACAUGAGAAGUCACACAGGGGAGAAACCAUAUAAAUGUAAUAGGUGUGGAAAAGCUUUCUCUCAAUGCUCAGUAUUUAUUAUACAUAUGAGAAGUCAUACAGGUGAGAAACCAUAUGUUUGUAGUGAAUGUGGGAAAGCAUUCUCUCAAAGUUCGUCGCUUACUGUACAUAUGAGAAAUCAUACAGCUGAGAAACCCUAUGAAUGUAAUGAAUGUGGAAAAGCCUUCAGCCGUAAAGAAAAUCUCAUUACACACCAGAAAAUUCAUACUGGAGAGAAACCUUAUGAAUGUAAUGAAUGUGGGAAAGCUUUUAUUCAGAUGUCAAACCUCAUUCGACACCAGAGAAUUCAUACUGGUGAAAAACCCUAUGCAUGUACAGUAUGUGGGAAAACCUUUAGUCAAAAGUCAAAUCUUACUGAACAUGAGAAAAUUCAUACUGGAGAAAAACCAUAUCAUUGUAAUCAAUGUGGAAAAGCUUUCAGUCAGAGACAAAAUCUCCUUGAGCAUGAGAAAAUUCAUACUGGAGAGAAACCAUUUAAAUGUAAUGAAUGUGAUAAAGCCUUCUCUCGAAUUUCAUCCCUUACUCUUCAUGUGAGAAGUCAUACAGGGGAGAAACCCUACGAAUGUAAUAAAUGUGGAAAAUCCUUCUCUCAAUGCUCACUACUUAUUAUACACAUGAGAAGUCAUACUGGUGAGAAACCCUUUGAAUGUAAUGAAUGUGGGAAAGCAUUCUCUCAAAGAGCAUCCCUUUCUAUACAUAAGAGGAGUCAUACAGGUGAAAAGCACCAAGUGUCCUGA